This is a messenger RNA of Oryza sativa Japonica Group (Japanese rice), 1177 nucleotides long. Lineage: Eukaryota; Viridiplantae; Streptophyta; Magnoliopsida; Poales; Poaceae. The record is from RefSeq and is a predicted model, not a curated record.
ACCCACCCCCACACGCGCGCACGACACGACACGACACGAGCGCGCGGCAGCAGCAGCAGCAGAGCGAGCUCGAGCUCCAGCUGCGUCGGCCGCCAUGGCGGUGAGCAACAACAUCACGGCGUGCGUGACGCUGAUGGCGCUGAUCUGCGCCGUCCCGGUGAUCGCCUCGGGCGUGUGGUUCGCGUCGGCGCAGGGGGAGGAGUGCGCCCGCCUGGCGCGGUGGCCGGUGGCCAUCCUGGGGGGCCUCAUCCUCCUUGCCGCCCUCGCCGGCUUCGUCGGCGCCUACUGGAACCGCCGCCGCCUCCUCGCGUUCUACCUCUUCGCCAUGGCGUCGCUCAUCGCGCUGCUCAUCGCGCUCCUCGUCUUCGCCUUCGCCGUCACCCGCGGCUCCGGCGCCUACCCGGUGCUCGGCCGCGCCUACGACGAGUACCACCUCGAUGGCUUCUCCAUGUGGCUCCGGGGCUACGUCUCCGACGACCCGGCGCGGUGGGAGCGGAUCAAGGCGUGCCUCGUCGUCUCCGACACCUGCAAGAAGCUGGCGCGCCAGGCCGGGUUCCUCACCGCCGACCAGUUCUACCAGUCGCGCCUCUCGCCACUCCAGUCCGGGUGUUGCAAGCCGCCGGCGGUGUGCGGGUACAACUACGUGAGCCCGACGGUGUGGGCGGGGCCGGCGGCGCGGCCGGCGGCGGACGCGGACUGCGGGGCGUGGGGGAACGACCCGUCGCAGCUGUGCUACGAGUGCGAGUCGUGCCGCGCGGGCCUCCUCGCGGCGCUCCGCGCCCAGUGGCACCGCGCCAACGUCGCCCUCGUCGUCGCCACCGUCGCCCUCGUCUUCCUCUACCUCGUCGGCUGCAGCGCCUACAAGAACGCCCAGGCCGAGGCCCUCUUCCGCCGCUACAAGUGGUAGCAGCAGCAGCAGACUUCCCCCCCCUUGUAAUGCAAUGCCCUCUGCUUCAAUUCAGCUUCAGAAUUUGCUUUCUCUUCUUGUGAGUUGUGAUCAAUGCAAGUUGUAUGGUAGUAGAACAUGCUAGAUUUGGGUUAUUGUUUGUACUGUUGUAGAUUUGGAGUAGUAGUUAAGAUUCAUGGCCAGAUUGUGAUCUAAAAUUUCAGUGUGAUUUGGUUGGUUUAUUAUGAUGGGAAUUUGUCGGUGUUCGUCACUGACUGAAUUAACCUGCUA